AUUUUCUCGUAUCUACGGGGGCUCACACGUUCCGUCCUCCAAGCCUCCUGCCUCCAACCCCUUGGUCCCUUGGGCCGUGUAACUGUCUUGUACCUGCCUCUCCAAGGCUCUACGCUCUUUUUCUCUAUCGUUCGUUUAGAAAUGAGUCACUUGGCACACGCGCGCGCAGUACAGGCGCGCCAUAACAAACGCGCCGGUGGCUUUGGGAAUGGGCUCACGUUCAACCCCUUCCCGUUUCCCACUACGUCUGAAACUCCAGUCCCCACUACUCCCGUUCUUCCUGAGCCGACUACAACGACCACAGACCUGGUCCCUGUGAUACCCACCACGCGCACCAGGCACAUCGUCACAGAGACAACCACCCAGGAAAAGACUGUGCCGGAGACUUCCACGCCAGUGGCUCCGCUGCCGACCACCACUUCGGCGCUUGUCCCACCGCCCGUUUCGCCGGUGCCCUCGCUGCCAGUCUCCCCGUCGGUCGUUCUCGUAUCCCCGGCAUCCUCGUCUGUCACUUCCCUUGCCUCUCUCCCCUCCCCCUCCCCUUCCCCGACCACUCUUGUCACCAUCAAGUCGGCCGUCACUCACAAAUCCAUCCCCAUCACAACCACCUAUACUGGGGCAGCCCUGCACAACCCUCUUACCGUCACCCAUGUGGUUGCUGCUACAGCGAUUGUGUCCGGCUCCGCCAGUGCUUUGCCGUCUGCCUCUGUCGCCCCCACCAAUGCCCUCGUUGGGCCGGUCAUCGGUGGCGUCGCAGGAGGAAUUGCUGGUCUUGCCUUGAUCAUUUUGGGGACGCUUGCCAUUCUUCGCCGGCGCAACAAGGAUGACACCGUCGUCGACUUCGACCCCGGUGUUUUCAGGCGCUCCGCUGUCAUGCUCAACGAUCCUCCUACGCACCAGGACACUAUCGAACGGGGUUACAAUGCGCCCGCGCCUCCCCCUAUGAGCGAGAAGUCUUACCCGAUGUACGGGGACAACUUCUACCCUACCUACCCCGUUUCGCCCAACGUCCAGUCUCCUUCGUCGGGCAACCCAUUGGUAUUCGAAGCCCCCUACUCUCCUAUGGGUACUCCAGAGAUGGCGACGCCGCAUGAAAACGGACAAACUUGGGGACCGCCGGCCCCUGUUUUGACUCGCACUGGACCUCCUACCUUGAGCCGGAACCUCUCGACUGGGCCCGUCCCCGAGAACCAGAAUGGUCUUUUCGUGCCCGAGGCGGAGUACAUGGAUCUCGAGCGCACCAGUGUUACUCCCUUCCAGGCUGUUCAAUAUGCGGAGAUCUCCAGACAUCUGAACUCGGAAGUACCGCAGGGCCUGCCGACGCCUGAAUUGGAGAAGUUUGUCGACAGCAUGCCGGCCAAGGACGUGCUGCCGCCGCUCCCGACUGAGGACAGGACUAACCCCUUCGGCGAUGACGAUGAUGAUGAGGGCCAGGUCCUCGAGGUUACGCCGACCAUGCCGGCCGGUGACGAUCUGUCGUUCCCUUCGCCGCCCCCCUCAGCCCACACUGCCGCGAGUCGCUACCGAGUUGAGUCGAUGCCGCCGACGCUGCCUGACAUUGUGGUGGAAUCGCGUGUGUCUGUCAACUCGGAGUAUUUCGAUCAGGCCAAGACAUUGGGUGACGCGUCGGGUCAGACGCUGUUCGUGGCGAAUGCCACGGACAGUCCCGUUGGCAAUCGGUUCCCUGUUUCGCCUAGCCCGCUGGCUAGCAGCUUCACGAUGUCGACGCCGCCGGCGACCGAAAGCACGUUCGCGGCGCCUGCCGUGCCCGCUCCAGUGGCGACCCCCCGGGCCGACAGCAAAAACCGCCGCUCGAUCUAUACUGUAUAUGACCCGGAGGAUGCCUACGGCGGCUUUUGAGCUCUGAAGCGUCUUCUGAACUGAUGUUCCUAUCCGACAUAUACGGCUUUUUUCACGUCACACGCCUGUGCUAGGCAAGGCAUUUCUGGCUGGUUCCGCACAUAUUCGAGAGGCGUGUUGUGGACGGUGCGUGCUGGCCGCCAACUUGCGUAUGAGUUCUGCGUACGGAUGUCCAUAAUGCGUUGAUACCCAGUUAAUUACAGUUGUUCUGAAUGCCAAGAUUCCCAUCAUCCAUUCAACAUCUCCAUCGGACUUGCAUGCGCUCUGUCUUUGUGACACCGUCAUGCUUGCAGAUGCUGAUGACUGAGUCUGAGCGGCUAUUCUACUCCGUACCUGAGGCCUCGUUCAAUCAACGAGGUGAUUCAGUGGCCGUAGUGUCAUAAAUCAGGCAUGAUUCUCUGAACACAGAGAGUAUAUAUCUGCCACCGCUCAAAUCGGCGGCGGCCACCGUGCUACCGUCCUCACUUGCCCACCCCCUCCCUCCAUGUACGCUGUGCCUCUCCCUAAAGGCACGCAGGCCCCUGCGCGCGCGAUAUCGCAGCGCAAGCUGUUCUCCGCAUGUCUGCUCCUCCUCCUGGGAUGCUCGAUCGGGUACGGCGUGGCCAGCUACAGCGGAUCGGACGACGAGCACCCAGUCCCACAGGAGUGCAUCGCCCACUUCGAUUUACCCAGGCCCGUCUUCGAACUCGAGGCGAAGCCGGAACCCCCGGUGACAGUCACCGUCGAGGUGCCCGGUCCUCCUGCUGCUCCGUCCCCGAUGCGGUCCGCGUCCCCGCAGCUGGCGCAAGUGCCCCUGGUCCCGCUCAACGGUGCCCCGACGAGGGCGUUUAGAGGUCUAUCUGGCGUUGAUCGAGGCUUGAUGAUGAGACUGAUCUGUUCUUGCGCAGAUAAUCUGAAAGCGGACGAGCGAUACGUCACCAGUUGGCCGGGCUCUGGCUUCACGAACGACGUGAUACUAUAUAUGAAUCUGGUGUACAUGGCCAUGAUCACGGAACGAAUCCCCGUGAUUCCCUUCUUCACGCCAACCCACGUCGGAGGGAAUGCGCCGACCAUCGCCUUCGGCGAGGUGUUUGAUGUCCCCAGACUUCAGAAUGCUACUGGCAAGCAGAUACUCGAGUGGCACCAAGUUAAAGAUCCCGCCAGUGAUGUUGUCGAUACAAUGGGAUGCUGGAGUGUUUGGAUGGGGGUAUCCAGCGCGCACAAAUCAGAGCGUUUCAACAGCGCAACCACGCGUCUCAACUUGGAUGUCUCGUACACCCCCGCCCCGAGCUGGAUCCAGAUGCUCCCCGACGUUCCGGAGGAUUUCUUCGCGUCGUUCUGGUCGCUGGCGACACUUGCAUAUCCCACCCAGCGGAAUCUCAAUCUCCGGACGCCCACGGUGUCGAAGCUGACCGGCAUUUCGCUGCCUCCGGACGAGCAGAUGCUCUGCUACGAUUAUUUGUACUAUCUGGGCGCCUAUACUGUGCACGAAUGGACCACAGACUACAGCCCGGCGUGGAGAUUUGUCGGGCAACAUAUGCACUGGAACCCAGAACUCGCCAAAAUUGCCGAGAAAUACACCCGGGAGACGCUCACUCUCGCAGCACAAGAGCCCACGCCUCCGUUCAUCGUCGUACACGUCCGGCACGGAGAUUUCGCAGGCUGGUGCAAAGACGUGCCCGUGAGAGACUGCUUCGCCCCGCUGUCAGCGUACGAACGGCGCGUCGAGGAAGUCCAGAAAGAGCUGUGGGACACGCAGAAGAUCGUCGCGGACCGGGUGAUCGUCACCAGCGACGAGCAGAACGCGACCUGGUGGGACGAAGUGUCGGACCUGGGCUGGUACCGCCCGGACCAUUCCAGGACCGCCGAGCUGCACGGUGCUUGGUAUCCCAUCCUCAUCGACGCGGUGAUCCAGUCCUCCGCGGCAGGGUUCGUCGGGACUGAGUAUUCCACGGUUUCCAUCACCUCCGCCAAGCGGGUCGAGGCUUGGAAUCAUGGUGUGACUCGUGCCGUGCGUUGGGGUCGACCAGGUGCGGAUGACCAUUGAGAGCCUCGAUAGUAGGCAUCGUUACCCAGGAUUGUAAAGUAGAAAGCGAGAGUGGACUCUGGAAGCGUGAUCUUACCAUGUAUCAUCCAUAUAUCUAUAACUAGGAUUAAUUACUUAUCGUAAGUACUUUGCAAAGGCAUGGCCGGACAUUCGGCCGAAGCCAGCUCAGAUCGGCCGUCCACCGCCUUCUUGCUUGUUCGUGAACUCCGACGAUGGCAAGCAUACACCUCAGAAUCGCGACGUUUCUCAUGCUUUGUGCCCUGUUUUCCGUUAUGAGCUUUCGUAAAAUGCCUCGCUCAGACGGACAGCGCCAUUCCCAAGCACGUAGCUUGGAUCCGGGCCCCCGCUCGCCACUCUUAUUCGACAGGCCUCAACAGCCGAUGCGCCUGCUCGAUGGGGUUCCCCCUCGCAGGAUAGUGGUCACCGGUGGGGCCGGAACUAUCGGAACGCAUCUCGUCCAACGCCUCCUCCUGUCCCAGUUUGCGGUCACCGUAAUCGACCUGUUACCCAACCCUGUUACGUCCCCGGCUCCAUCGCUGAUCAGGUGGAUCCAGAGCGACGUGCGGAACGCGUCGGCAGUCUCGCUCGCGCUGACACCGGAUGUUGUCGGCAUCGUCCACCUCGCUGCUGUUUCGCGCGUGCUGCGUUGUGGCGAGCAGGCCGAGGAGUGUAUGGAAUUGAGUAUACGGGGUGUGCAGGCCCUUUUGGAUGUGAUCGACCGCAAACCUGCUGGUUUCCAGCCGUGGAUUGUCCUCGCGUCUUCGCGCGAAGUGUAUGGGCGGAACGAGUCUCAUCGGGCGGAGGACAAGCCCUCCACGGCAUAUGGCUUAUCACACCUUGCAGCAGAGCAUAUGGUUCAUCAAAAGAUUGAUGGGAUGGCCCGCGCCGGUAAACGGCGCAUACAUGCGAUCAGUCUCCGUCUCGCAACUGUCUACGGAAGCUUGUACGAUCACCACGACCGCCUGGUCCUGUCCUUCAUCAAACGUUCUCUGGCUCAUCAGCCGCUUCAAGUCUACGGCGCUCAGCAACAGAUUGACCUCGUACAUAUCGAAGACUGCACUGACGCGUUUGUUCUGGCGGCAAGUCAUCUAGACAAGACGGUGUCAAGAAAACGCUUCUGGGGCAACCCCCUGUUGUUCAGUGUCGCUGAUGUGUCUGGUGCACGGGUCACUCUGCAAGAACUCGUCGACAAGAUCGCCCUGGUCACGCAAUCUAAAUCAGCUGUGCAGACUCUGCCCCGCGACGCUCGGUACCCCGCGCUGUAUCUCGACUCCCCUGUGCCAGGCUUAGCUGACUACCGGCCUCGAGUGGCGCUUGACACCGGUAUCUUGCGUUUUGUUCGGCAGCAAUUGGAAGAGACGCAGAAGUAUCUGACGCAGAAAGCCCGAGCCGGCUGCGACCUGAUAUCUCACCCCUACAUCGCAGUGAACGAGGACUUGCACAAACUGGAUGGCUGCACUGCGAAUCUGCUGGUCAACGUCAAGACGGAGGUAUGGGCGCUGGCGUUCGACUACAAUCCGCGCCAUGCCGAGGACCCGGACAACAUGGGACCUGGGACGGUUGAUGACUAUGGGCUCGUCUGGGUCCUUUCGGAGAACAUCAUUCCUGAUCCGGUCAAGCUGUCUGUGCAGAUCAGGAAGAACCGCGUGUUUCUCAAGGUUGCUGCAGUGCGUACCUAUGCUCGACACUUUCUGGGUCUCUAUUCGAGUUCUCUACCUGAAUUCGCGAGUGGGUUUGUGUUCGACCAUGUUCAUCCCCGGGACGACGGCAGUGACAAGGCGGUCGUCGAGUGGGAGUUGAUCUUCCAUCCCAUCGACGGGUCUUUCAAACUCGUGCUCCCAGACUCUGGAUUUCAAGUUUUGCCUCCGCCGAAUUUCACUGGCUGGUUCUCAUGGAUCUCGGAUGACAUUGACACGUAUCCUUUUCGACUGAGCCCGAUUUGUUGUCCAGCACCGCCACCAUGGCCCUUCUACUAUCAAGACCCCAUUCAAUACAGCAUCCACCUCGAACGGUAUUCGAAAGAACGAUCUUUCAACCAAACCAUCCCUCAAACUCUCUGCGAACGGGCCAAAGCGGCACUCGACCAGACGCAUGUGACAAUGCGACACAUCGACGCACUGAAUGGCACUAUCCCGAACAAGCCACGUCGGAUGGGUCGUCCAUCGGAGUGGGCGCACAAGUCACUGGUCGCCUGCUCGAACGAUUGCGCCCAUCCUACAGUCUGCGUGUACACGGGCAACUGCUCGUGUGUUCAGGCGAUGCACUGCGCGCUCCAAGACCGGUUCUCUGCUGCCCCUACUGUGAGCCACUCUCUCUUGGACCUGGUGGAUAAAACGUCGUGGCAAGAUGUUCUCCGGCCCGAAGCGGCGCGAUACCUGGAGUCGAAUGGGUCAUCCUGGCCCGCGGUGCAUAUCGCGGCCGUGGACAGAGUGAGUGAAUCACUGCGGGGCCCGCAUCUCGAGUCUGUCGCGCGUCUCCUGGAGCGGGACUGUUUCUCGGCAGACGCAUCGAUAGAGUUGGCGCUGAGGGUCAAUAAUGUCGCGAGGGUGGAGGAUGCGGAGGUGAUAUUCCAGCCGUACUAUCAUGCUCGGAUGUGGACCGAUGAAGGCGCGGUGGAAACGCUGAUGGAGCAGCUGGAUGCUAAUUACCCGAAUCGUCUUCAGCAGCAGCAGCAAGUCGUGCUGCCGUCGACGUACGACUGGGGUCUGUGCCUGUUUUUCACAUGGACCAUCUGGGAAGUGCGACAGAAGUAUUCGGUCCCCGACGUGCUCAAGGACGUGGUCGCUUGGAGUGUCAUGGGGGAUCUCAACAGCCCCUGCUAUCGUCCCCAUCAGGAUAUCAUCAUCCCGCCCCGCAGUUGCCGAACAAGACAGCUUCGACCGGCGUUCUCGAACCCGGCCUUCAUCCGACCCGCGACGCACCGUACCUUGCUGUCCUUCUUCCACGGCACCAUCUGGGGUUCUGGUGGCACUCUGCGCCGCAAGCUGACCUGCCAGCGCCCGCUCCCCGGUGACGGAAUGACAGCCUUUGAGCGCAGUCGGGCGGAGAUGGGCUUGAGCUUGCCAUUGCCGACCAUGAAGUGGGAGAAGCCGAGAGGUCACCGCGAGUACAUGUCGAUCCUGAACAACACGAUAUUCUGUGCUGUCCCGGCUGGUGUGGCUGGCUGGGCGCCCCGGAUCGAGGAUGCGAUCUACGCAGGCUGCAUUCCUGUCAUAUUCGAUGACGACACGCAUCUGCCGUUCUGGGAGCUGCUGGACUGGUCGAUGUUCAGCGUGAGAGUCUAUACUGAGCAGGUGCAGGAGCUGGAGAGUAUCCUGAUGGGCUAUUCCAUGCAGCAGAUUCUGCGGAUGCAAGCCAAUCUGAUCCACGUACGGGACAUCCUGACUUACCCGCUGGACCAACGACACGCGGAUAUGGUCACUGCACGCAGCCCGCUGUCGUUCGCUCUCCAUCA
Molecule: messenger RNA, 7340 nt
Organism: Mycena citricolor
Lineage: Eukaryota; Fungi; Basidiomycota; Agaricomycetes; Agaricales; Mycenaceae
Source: the annotation of a GenBank genome assembly